Calliphora vicina (urban bluebottle blowfly) is the source of this 1844-nucleotide messenger RNA. RefSeq names its product sirtuin 6 (gene Sirt6). The transcript is spliced from 4 exons. Gene Ontology annotation, molecular function: transcription corepressor activity; histone H3K9 deacetylase activity, NAD-dependent; NAD+ binding. NCBI's taxonomy places the organism in Eukaryota, Metazoa, Arthropoda, Insecta, Diptera, Calliphoridae. The record is from RefSeq and is a predicted model, not a curated record. Gene Ontology annotation, biological process: negative regulation of transcription by RNA polymerase II. Gene Ontology annotation, cellular component: nucleus. The coding region runs from base 172 to 1323 and encodes 383 amino acids.
UUGUUUUUCUAUUCGAUGAGAUACCGAAAAACAAUUACAAUUUAAUCAAAGCUUUUUAUCACAUCAAACGGGAAAAGUUUGGUGAAAAUUUUGCCUCCUAAAAAUAUUUUUAACCCAAAGCAAAAAAAUUAAAGGAAAAAAUACAGAAAAGCAAGAAAAAAAACACGAAAAAUGAGCUGCAACUACGCUGAUGGUUUAUCGCCCUACGAAAAUAAAGGAGUUUUGGGUAUUGCGGAAAAAUUUGAUACGGAAGCGGAAGUUGAGGAAAAAGUCACCAAAUUGGUAGAACUCUUGCAGUCAGCCAAACAUGUUGUAGUGCAUACGGGUGCAGGCAUAAGUACUACAGCAGGCAUACCCGACUUUAGAGGUCCCAAAGGUGUCUGGACGCUUGAGGAGAAGGGUGAAAAACCGAAUUUAAACAUUUCCUUCAAUGAUGCUAUACCCACCAUCACCCACAUGGCUUUGCGUUGUCUCAUAGCCAAAGGUUAUGUCCAGUAUAUUGUCUCUCAAAAUAUCGAUGGUCUUCACUUGAAGUCUGGCCUGCCUAGACGUUGUCUAUCAGAAUUGCAUGGUAAUAUUUUUAUUGAACAAUGCAAUAAGUGCCGCCGACAAUUUGUGCGCUCAACUCCCUCGGAUACGGUGGGCCAAAAACUGUGCGGUGGACCCUGUCGCCGUGAAUGUCGCGGUGGCAUGCUAUUGGAUAAUGUUUUAGAUUGGGAACAUGAUUUACCCGAAAGAGAUUUAGAUUUGGCUUUAAUGCAUUCCACUUUGGCCGAUUUGAAUAUAACAUUGGGAACUACCUUGCAAAUCAUUCCAAGUGGCAAUAUACCGCUCAAAAAUAAAAAGCAUGGUGGACAAUUAAUUAUUUGCAAUUUACAACCAACUAAACAUGACAAAAAAGCUGAUCUAGUUAUCAACACUUAUGUCGAUGAUAUUCUCACAAAGUUAUGCAAACGUUUGGGCUUAGAAGUGCCGACCUAUGAUCCCUUAGAGGACCCAACUAAAACACCCAACGAUCAUAAUCAAGAAUGGACCAUACAACCGCAACAUGUCAAAGAGGUGGAAAAACAAUAUAAUGCCAAAUUAAAAGCAGCCGCAGCACAACGCAAAGCGGGUAAAACUCCAUUCACCUUCUUUACCAAAAAGGAACCAACCAUAAUUAAAAAGAAACGCAAGACCGAGGAUGGCAGUGAAAUUAAGAGUGAAUUGAAAACUGAAAUCAAAUUGGAAAGGAAAUCCAACCGGGGUGCAAGUGUUAGAACUAAAACAUCGACAUCGACUAGCGGUACUACCGAUGAAGAAGAUGCUACUUCAAGUCCAUAAAUUUAAUUGCAAUAUAAUUUUUUUAAACCAUAAAGGUUGAAUAGUUUUUUUCUGUUCAUUAAAGUCUUCUUAGUUGUUUCUCUUGAGUUUCAUUAACAAUUUCUACUAUUUAAAAAUAAAUAAAUUUUCUAUGCCAGAAAAUUUUGUAAAAACAUUGAAGUAAAUGCACUAAUAAUAAGUAUGUAUUUUUAUUUCGUUUUUCUUUUUAAAUAUUUAGUAGUUAUUUAGUGUUAUCAACUAUACACUAUAGUGUAAAUUUAAUUCUAAAUACAACAUAUUUACAUAUAAAAACAAAAUAAUUUUUUAAAAUUUAUGAAAAAUAAAACAUUUUUUGUCUUAUUCUUAUACACAUUUUACCUUUUACAAAGCAAUUAUUACAUUAAACAAGAAAAAUUCAAAUUAAAAUAAAAAUAAAAACAAAUAUGUAUGUAUGUAAUACAAAAAUCUAAAUGUAAUUUUUAAUUCUUAUAAAUAAAAACAAAAUAAAAGAAUUUAAUAAAAUUUAACCACCAUACCGUUUA